Trichoderma virens Gv29-8 is the source of this 824-nucleotide messenger RNA. RefSeq lists its product as uncharacterized. The annotation marks the transcript as partial. The record is from RefSeq and is a predicted model, not a curated record. The transcript is spliced from 2 exons. NCBI's taxonomy places the organism in Eukaryota, Fungi, Ascomycota, Sordariomycetes, Hypocreales, Hypocreaceae.
CUCCUUCACUCUCUCCCUCCCUCAUCUCUCUCCUCCUUUACUUCCAACGAACAUCAUCGUCUGCAAACAUGCUCGGCAAAUCUCUUCUCGUCCUCGCCUCGGCCGCUCUGGCCCUUGGCACACCUGUCGAAAGGACUGUCAGCUGCCGAGCUCCGAUGGCUGACCCUCCUCUGCCCUUGACCGGCGGUGCCGCCGAACUGCCCCCCGUCCCCGAAGGCCUCAGCCUCAAGGUCAUCGCCCUGGGCCUCGGUAUCCAGAACUACUCGUGCGCCUCCGUCGGCGCCACUGCCGCCUCGACCGGUGCCCUGGCCAUGUUCUACGACAUGAGCCUGCUGUAUCCCGACUCCGGCCCCAACUCCCUCACCAUUGAAAAGUUCAACCAGCUGCCGGCCUUUGCCCUCAACCACCACGCCAUCCCCCUCCACUUCAACGACUCCACCGUCGGCCGCGUCGAGGUGUCCUCCCCCGGAGCCUCUCUCAAGCGCCCCUUUACUCGCGCUGCUCCUCUCGACCUCGGCGAGUACGGCAAGCUGCCCUUCCUCGGCCACCACUUCUUCAACACCGACGGCGCCCCGACCUUCAUCCUCGCCCGCGGCAGCUUCAACGUCGUCGCCGCGAAGAAGGCCUCCGUCCCGGCCCCCGGCAGCUCCGACCCCGGCCCAAUGGGCACCGGCGCCGUUGCCUGGCUCGCUCUCGACGCCAACCAGAACUCGCACGGCGCAACUCUCGUCUACCGUGUCGAGACUGCUGGUGGCAACUCUCACGGCUGCUCCAAGGCUGCUGGCCAGGACAGCACGAGCUAUGCUGCUCAGUACUGGUUCUAC